Molecule: messenger RNA, 2270 nt
Organism: Rhipicephalus sanguineus (brown dog tick)
Lineage: Eukaryota; Metazoa; Arthropoda; Arachnida; Ixodida; Ixodidae
Product: Down syndrome cell adhesion molecule homolog
Exons: 14
Coding region: 75-2144 (689 amino acids)
Biological process (GO): cell-cell adhesion
Molecular function (GO): protein binding
Source: RefSeq, a predicted model, not a curated record
GUUCGAAAGCAACUUUUCGCCUUCAGCCAUUCUUUUUCCCGAGUGAUCCGACAGAAGGCAACAAGGUUUCCGUGAUGUGUGCAUUGGUGACUGGCGGAAUAACAUCGGGAGUCGAGUUCUCCUGGUACAAGGACGGCAAUGCCCUCACACUCGACGACCGCGUCAAGAUCCGCUCGUUUCCAGACAUGUCUACAUUGGUCGUGGAUUCCCUAAGGCAAGAGGAUUCGGGAAAUUACACCUGCAUGGGAAGACUCGGAAACCGGAAAGACUCGCACACUGCAGACCUGCGCGUUCUCGUUCCAGUGAAAUGGCUGCGGGUGCCUCAAGACGUUUCAGUCAGGGAGGGUGAGAACACGACCCUCCGCUGUGAAGCUAACGGGACACCAAAACCAAACAUCAGGUGGGAGAAAGCAGGCGUUCUGCUCAGUGCUGCAUCUGGAUCGAAGCUAGAGCUCUCAAGGACAUCGAAAGCGGACGCCGGAACCUACAAGUGCACCGCAGACAACGGCCUUCGUGAGCCGCUCACUAAAGAAGUCCGUGUCUCAGUUUACGUUCCCGCACGGUUCGAGGAGAAGUUCAAGGUGCAAACUGUUCGUCGCGGAGAAGCGGCCACUCUGCAAUGCCAGGCUAUUGGAGAUUCACCGCUGGAGAUCACCUGGUCCCAAGACAAGAAGCGCCUCAUAUUCGCUCCAGUGACAAGGUACGAAAAGUUCGAGUCGAACACGGAGAACGGCGUGACCUCAGAGCUGGUGAUUCCGACGACAGACAGGAGCGACGCGGCCCUCUACACCUGCGUCGCGAAGAACGAGUACGGCAGCGACGAGAGGAACAUCAAGCUGCUCGUCGUCGAGGUCCCCGCUCAACCGCUGGACCUUCGUAUCCUGGAAGUCUGGAGCCGCAAGGUGAACGUCAUCUGGUCGGAGCCGUACAGCGGGAACAGCCCCAUCAACAACUACAUCGUCCACUACUGGAGGGACAGGGACGGUGCUCAUCGCCUCAUGGAGCAGAGCGUGCCGAACAGCCAGACUUCGGCCAUGAUCAGCGAGCUUCAUCCGGGAGCUUCGUAUUCUCUCACCGUGACCGCCGAGAACGAAGUAGGUCAGGGUCCCCCCUCGGACCCCGUCCGCUUCCUCACCGCCGAAGAAGAGCCCGGUGGAUCACCAACCGACGUCUGGGCGGCUGCCAAGGGACCUACAUCCAUCGCCGUUUCGUGGAAGCCCCCACCACGUGACUCGUGGAACGGCGUGCUCAAGGGCUACUACGUGGGGUACCGGGCGGCCGAGUCCAGCCAGCCGUACUCGUUCAAGACGGUCGAGACGGUGGUCAACGGGUCUCAGGAAGUCACGCUCGUGGGUCUUACAAAGUCAUCGCGGUACAGCGUCAUCGUCAAGGCCUUCAACGCCAUCGGAAGCGGACCGCCCUCCGAAGCACUGCUCGUACGCACACUGGAUGGCGAUGUGCCACUCCCUCCGGCACUGACCCUGAUUUCGAGCACCGACUCUGCGUUCAAGGUUAAGUGGACCCACUCGAAGGCCACCGUUGCUCCCGUAACAGGCUAUACUCUGCACUACAAGAAGAACGCCGGUCCCUGGCACCAUAUCCCGGUCGUGGCUUCGGACGACACCAGCUACACGCUCACAGACCUGGACGGUGGUGCGACGUACAAGGUGUACCUCACCGCCUCCAACCAGUUUGGACGCGGAUCCGGAAGCGAAGCCAUCAUCAUCAACACCACCAAUAACGGAUAUGACCGUGCCUGGGUCUUCUACAAGGAUCCCUCCCUCCUGGUUCCCGCCGCCUCCUUUCUCAUUGCCUUCCUCGUCGUCAUCACCGUCGUCAGCGUCUGCAUCAAGAAGACCAAAGCGCACAAGAACUUCGAAAAAUCCCUGGAAGCAGAGAAGCGCCAGAGCUACGGCGAGGUGACGCAGCAGCAGCAGCGCUACAUCGACGUCACAGAGAAGCGCAACCGCUCCGACUACGCCACCAUCCAGAGCCGGAGGAGCCUCUCCGGAAGCUACAAGAUCGAGGAACUACGCUCGGCGGCACCCAACAGGGGAUACAACACUACGGACGCCAAAGACAGGCGGCGCUCGUCUCUUCGCAAAAGCAGCGCUUCUUCCCACGUCUACGACAGCGCUGCGUGAUUCUUCCACGAAAGAAGACGCCGGAAGAGCUGCUGUUGACUUCUUCAUUACUGUUGAAUUUGAUCUCAUCUGUUGUUCUAGUCAGGCGCGACCCGUACAAGCACGUUAUGGCCACAAUAUCUGUAC